AUGGCCGCCCGUCGUCGCCCGGCGCCGCAUAAACUGCAGCAAACGCCUUCGAACAACAAAGAUCGCGGCGACAAGGGCUUCAGUUUGCCGGCACCGUCGCCCCGCGUUAUCAACGCCGCUCCGUCCCUCGAGAAGGCCGAGAUGUAUGGCAUCGAUGACAACCGUCCGGUCUUCAGUCGCGCCAUGGCGCUCGCAGGGCGCAUGUUUAUCGAGACCAUCCCGCAAUGGCUGGCCGUUGGAGCUAUGCUGUCGCUGAUUUUUGGCGGCUGCUGCUCCAAUGUCUUUGCGCUCGAGUCAAUUAUCAAGGUGGAACCUGACAGUGGUUUCUUGUUGACUUUUGUGCAAUUCAUCUUUGUCGCCAUCACCAGUCUCCCCUCCCAACUCGACAGCAGACGCCCACCGUUCUACCUCAAAUCCAACAGAGUCCCAAUUCGCCGCUGGCUCGUCAACAUUGUACUGUUCUUCGCCAUCAAUGUUCUCAACAACCACGCCUUUAGCUAUGACAUUUCUGUACCGGUGCACAUCAUCUUGCGCUCUGGAGGCAGCAUCACCACCAUGCUGGCUGGGAGCUUGUACGGCAAGAGAUAUUCUCGGAUCCAGGUGACAGCUGUGCUCUUGCUUACUGUGGGAGUGAUCACUGCCGCCUGGUCUGAUUCACAGACCAAGGGAACUACGAGUAGUGGAUCUGCCGGGACUACGAGCUUUGUAACUGGCCUCACAAUCCUGUUCGUCGCGCAGGUCCUCUCUGCUAUCAUGGGCCUCUACACCGAAGAGACAUACCGCAUGUACGGCCCGCAGUGGAAGGAGAACAUGUUCUACUCGCAUCUUCUCUCGAUCCCCUUGUUCCUGCCAUUCUUGCCGUCUUUGAGUAGACAGUUCAUGAAGCUUGCCAACAGCCCUCCGCUGUCGCUUCCAAUCCCCCCGCCGGAGGACUAUCCUAACUUUUCACCCAGCCUGCAACGGCUUGUCGAGAAGAUACACAUGCCCAGCCAACUGUUCUACCUCACGCUCAACGUCUUGACGCAGUAUGCCUGCAUUCGGGGCGUCAACCUCUUGGCUGCAGCUAGCUCGGCUCUGACAGUGACAAUUGUUCUCAACAUUCGCAAGUUGAUCAGUCUGUUGUUGAGUAUAUGGCUCUUUGGAAACCGGCUGGCGUUUGGAACGCUGAUAGGAGCCUGUAUUGUAUUUUUCGCAGGAGGACUGUACUCUUUGGACGGAAAGCGGAAGCCGCCUAGCAGGAGGGGCACCGCGCCGACCAAAUCUUGA
This is a messenger RNA of Podospora anserina S mat+, 1266 nucleotides long. RefSeq lists its product as uncharacterized. The coding region runs from base 1 to 1266 and encodes 421 amino acids. Lineage: Eukaryota; Fungi; Ascomycota; Sordariomycetes; Sordariales; Podosporaceae. Gene Ontology annotation, cellular component: endoplasmic reticulum membrane; Golgi membrane. The transcript has 3 exons. Gene Ontology annotation, molecular function: UDP-N-acetylglucosamine transmembrane transporter activity. Gene Ontology annotation, biological process: transmembrane transport. The record is from RefSeq and is a predicted model, not a curated record.